This is a messenger RNA of Rangifer tarandus platyrhynchus (Svalbard reindeer), 2583 nucleotides long. The record is from the annotation of a GenBank genome assembly. NCBI's taxonomy places the organism in Eukaryota, Metazoa, Chordata, Mammalia, Artiodactyla, Cervidae.
AUGUACUCGGGAGCCGGCCCCGCGCUCGCGCCUCCUGCUCCGCCACCGCCACCCAUCCAAGGAUAUGCCUUCAAGCCUCCACCCAGACCCGACUUCGGGACCUCCGGGAGAACAAUCAAGUUACAGGCCAACUUCUUUGAAAUGGACAUUCCAAAAAUUGACAUCUAUCACUAUGAGUUGGAUAUCAAGCCAGAGAAAUGCCCAAGGAGAGUUAACAGGGAAAUAGUGGAACAUAUGGUUCAGCACUUUAAAACACAGAUCUUUGGGGAUCGGAAACCAGUGUUUGACGGAAGGAAGAAUCUCUACACAGCGAUGCCCCUUCCGAUCGGGAGGGAUAAGGUGGAGCUGGAGGUCACGCUGCCGGGAGAGGGGAAGGACCGCAUCUUCAAGGUGUCCAUCAAGUGGGUGUCCUGCGUGAGCUUACAGGCGUUACACGAUGCACUUUCGGGGCGGCUGCCCAGCGUCCCCUUCGAGACGAUCCAGGCCCUGGAUGUGGUCAUGAGGCAUCUGCCGUCCAUGAGGUACACCCCCGUGGGCCGCUCCUUCUUCACGGCAUCUGAGGGCUGCUCCAAUCCUCUGGGCGGGGGCCGAGAGGUGUGGUUUGGAUUCCAUCAGUCUGUCCGGCCUUCUCUCUGGAAGAUGAUGCUGAAUAUCGACGUCUCGGCAACAGCGUUCUAUAAGGCACAGCCAGUCAUUGAGUUUGUUUGUGAAGUCUUGGAUUUUAAAAGUAUUGAAGAACAACAGAAACCUCUGACAGAUUCCCAAAGGGUCAAGUUUACCAAAGAAAUCAAAGGUCUAAAGGUGGAGAUAACGCACUGCGGGCAGAUGAAGAGGAAGUACCGCGUGUGUAACGUGACCCGGCGGCCGGCCAGCCACCAGACGUUCCCGCUGCAGCAGGAGAGCGGGCAGACGGUGGAGUGCACGGUAGCCCAGUACUUCAAGGACAGGCACAAGCUGGUUCUGCGCUACCCCCACCUCCCGUGUUUACAAGUCGGACAGGAGCAAAAACACACCUACCUUCCCCUGGAGGUCUGUAACAUAGUGGCGGGACAGAGAUGUAUAAAAAAGCUGACCGACAAUCAGACCUCAACCAUGAUCAGAGCGACUGCCAGGUCAGCCCCCGAUCGGCAGGAAGAGAUUAGCAAGCUGAUGAGAAGUGCCAGUUUCAAUACAGAUCCAUAUGUUCGUGAAUUUGGAAUCAUGGUCAAAGAUGAGAUGACAGACGUGACCGGACGGGUCCUCCAGCCGCCCUCUAUCCUCUACGGGGGCAGGAAUAAGGCAAUUGCCACCCCUGUCCAGGGCGUGUGGGACAUGAGGAACAAGCAGUUCCACACGGGCAUUGAGAUCAAGGUGUGGGCCAUCGCCUGCUUUGCCCCCCAGCGCCAGUGCACGGAGGUGCACCUCAAGUCCUUCACGGAGCAGCUCAGAAAGAUCUCAAGAGAUGCGGGCAUGCCCAUCCAGGGCCAGCCGUGCUUCUGUAAAUACGCCCAGGGGGCAGACAGCGUGGAGCCCAUGUUCCGGCACUUGAAAAACACGUAUGCUGGCCUGCAGCUGGUGGUGGUCAUCCUGCCGGGGAAGACCCCCGUUUACGCCGAGGUCAAGCGUGUGGGAGAUACCGUGCUGGGCAUGGCCACGCAGUGUGUGCAGAUGAAGAACGUGCAGAGGACCACGCCGCAGACUCUGUCUAACCUCUGUCUGAAGAUCAACGUCAAACUGGGCGGCGUGAACAACAUCCUGCUGCCACAGGGGAGGCCUCCGGUGUUCCAGCAGCCUGUCAUCUUUCUGGGGGCGGAUGUUACUCACCCCCCCGCUGGGGACGGGAAGAAGCCAUCUAUCGCCGCUGUCGUGGGCAGCAUGGACGCCCACCCGAACCGCUACUGCGCCACCGUGCGCGUACAGCAGCACCGCCAGGAGAUCAUCCAGGAUCUGGCGGCCAUGGUGCGCGAGCUGCUCAUCCAGUUCUACAAGUCCACGCGCUUCAAGCCCACCCGCAUCAUCUUCUACCGCGACGGCGUCUCCGAGGGGCAGUUCCAGCAGGUUCUCCACCACGAGUUGCUGGCCAUCCGUGAGGCAUGCAUUAAGCUAGAGAAGGACUACCAGCCAGGCAUCACAUUCAUCGUGGUCCAGAAGAGACACCACACACGGCUCUUCUGCACAGACAAGAACGAGAGGGUUGGGAAGAGCGGAAACAUUCCAGCAGGCACAACCGUGGACACGAAAAUCACCCACCCGACCGAGUUUGACUUCUACCUGUGUAGUCAUGCUGGCAUCCAGGGAACAAGCAGGCCCUCCCACUACCACGUGCUGUGGGAUGACAAUCGCUUCUCCUCCGACGAGCUGCAGAUCCUCACCUACCAGCUGUGUCACACCUACGUGCGCUGCACGCGUUCCGUGUCCAUCCCGGCCCCAGCGUACUAUGCUCACCUGGUGGCCUUCCGGGCCAGGUACCACCUGGUGGACAAAGAACAUGACAGUGCUGAAGGAAGCCACACCUCCGGGCAGAGUAACGGACGCGACCAUCAGGCGUUGGCAAAGGCCGUGCAGGUCCACCAGGACACGCUGCGCACCAUGUACUUUGCUUGA